UACUGAAAAAAAAACCCGAAGACUUCUUCUGAUGAUAUAUUUUUCUUAUAUGAGAUUAGUAGGUUCUAAGCAAUGGAUGUAGAUUUGUUAAGACCAGGAACUGUGCCCAUAUCACCGGACACUAUCCUGUGGUUUGAAUUUAUACUUGAUCCUACUCUAUUAAAAAAACACCUUAGCAAACCAAAUCCAGAACCAUCAGCAUGUGAGCUUAUAGAAGAGUUCUUAUCAGUUGAUGCUAAGAAUUAUUCAGUAUCAAAAGCAGCAAGUGAAAGAGUUGUCGAUGUGGACGGUCCUCCCAGUCCUCCAACAGUGACGACGACACCUUUACAAUUUUCUAGAAAACAACUAGCACUGAAGAUUUUAGCUCUUAAGAUAGCUGCCUCACUUAAUUGGAACUUGGAUGUAUUUGAAACAAAAUUACCACCACAAAUACAGCAACAGUUGAUGCAAGAUCUUGUUUAUGUAGCUACUGACACAGCAUUUGCAGUUCCACCACAGGAAAUACCGACAGAGUUAUUAAACAAACCUCAAGUGCAAUUUGCACUGACUUUAUAUCAUAGAUGGAUACUAAGGUUUCCUGUUAAAGCCGCCCUAUUCGCUAAGUCUACAAAAAUACCUUUUGUACAUGUACCUGGAAUGCAAACAGAUACAGGUUACAGUCCCAUGAAUCAAAACUUUGAGAAAAUACUUCGAAUGUGUGACACAUCUCGCCUGCAAAGUAUUAAGUAUUUAGAAAGUGUUCUAGCUGAAUGUACAACUUACAGAAGUCCUAAACAAAUUAAAAUACCAGUAAUGGAGACAUUUAUACAUCUGACAGAGGAUUGUAAUGAUAUGAACCACAACUGGAAUGCAGGGGAUGUCUUCAUUAACCAGUAUGAACUUGGAAUGCAAAUUCAUUUUGAUCUAUGUUAUAAUUACUUCUUUUAUGGACAACAUGAUAUGGCAAAAAAACAUAUACUCGGAUGCAGAGAAAAUGCAAAACUUCUUGAAAAAAUUGUGGAAAUAAAGGGUUAUGGAUUUCAAAGAGAAAUGCCUUGGAAUAAUUUUAAUUAUGCUAGCAUGACAAAUGAUGAUAUUAUAGGUUAUAUAAGAGCUCUAAAUUUAGGCUACGAAUUGCUUAAUGAAGAACCUACGCUUUUGCAAAAACUUCAAGAGUCUGUAGCUAAUCAUUAUGCAGGGAUCAUAGCCAUUUUACAAGCCGACAACCUGGCUAGAGAAAUCCCGAUGAUUCAUCGAGAAGUUGUAGAAUUAGAUAUACAAGGAUCGGCUUCCAGUGGUGCCUUUACUGUUGCUAGAGAUCUAUUAAAUAGAGUAUCAGCACUAAACGCCGUGAGAUACGCUCUCGAAGGUGGCAUACCGUCAACACACCCUGAUUUCCUUAAUAAGCUUAAAACUCUGGGUAACAAAUUUUAUGACUUACUAUUUUGGGCUCUAGGCCCCGUUUUACAAUCUAACUUAUCAGAAGAUGACUGGAGCAAGUUAAACAUUUUCUUUUUACAUUUAGCAACGUCCCAAUGCAAUAUACCAAUCGAUAGAAUAGACGAGUACUUAAAAAAAUAUGUUGGUGCAGAAUCGAGCGAUAAGAUACGAAAGAAAUUAAUAUCUGAUGAUAAUUUGGAACAAAUUAUCAAUGAUCCCAUGAAUAGUGACGAUGAGAACAUGGAUAUUCCAAGAGAGCUCCUCACCGGCGACUGGGAUACACCAGAUUUCGAUUCUAAAAGCGUCGCCGAACUCGGAAUGGGAAAGCUGAAGAAGCUACUUAUAGAGGCUUCGACGGCUGACGAUGUGCGAAUGUGUUUGGUCACGUUAGCAAUUACGUCGCCUUCGUCUCCGCUCUGGAAAAUAAGUCCGUCAUGGAAGCCUGCCGGCACCUUGGGCAAUGCUCUAGUGUCUUUGCCUCGAGGAUUCUUGCAAGACUUUGGAUACGUAGUUUCCGGUGCGGCGCGAGCGAGGGCCGAGGCCGGAUGUUCCCGCGUCGCUCUAUCUUUGCUCUCCGUGUUGGAAAGCGAGGUCCGCAACCAGCUCGGCGGGGGCUCGGACUCGAUAAUGUACCGGCUGUGUCGCCUGUUGUCAUGGGAAGUCCUUUACUUACAAGUGAAUGUCAUGCUCAGCGAGUGGCCGCACCACCGUCUCAACUUGACAGUGCUGGCCAACAAAUGCAGGGCUGCUAUCACCGCCGCCGCAUCUGGUGACAGCGUUCCGCCUCGACCGCAGGUGGUGGAGGCGUGCUGGACGUGCCUGGUGAACGCGUGCGAGUGGGAGGGUGUGUCGGGCGGGGUGGGGGGAGUGGGGGGCGCGGGCGAGGCGGCCGCCGCGCUCUGCGCCGCCUGCCUCGAGCUGCAGCGCGGCAAAGCCACCAGGAAAUUCCCACGCGCCUUGUGGGACUACGCUCUUUCGGUAUACUGCAACGGUACUAACGGUCCGGUAAAGCGAACUUCCAGUGGAGUGCCCUCGCACUCCCGCGACGCAUCUAACUCGUCUGAAGCGAGGAACUCGUUCAACGCGUUCCUGGCGAGCCUGAGAGAGCCCCUGGCCAUCAGCGUCAUGUUCUCGCUCCUCGCCAGGAUAUACAAUCUGAUAAUAGACGAUAGCUCCUUGGAACUGGUCGUGGAGUACACCACCCUUUGGCCUUCCACCAUAUCCAAUAUGAACAACUACAAUACCAAACAUAUUAUCGAAUCUCUCACGGAUCUACUCGAAAGAAGCCUGAAGUUGUACCCUUAUAAUACCUCCUGGCUCCGGCUGUACGGGGACGUGGAGAUGUGCGGCGGGCGGUGGGGGGCGGCGCUGCGGCGCUACCUGUGCGCGCUGGCGGCGGGCAGCUGGCACUUCGCCAAGCGCGCUCCCGACGAGGGCAGCAUAGCGCGCCGCGCCGCCCGCUGCUGCCAGGCUCUCGGCGCGCCCACGCAGGCCGCCGCGCUCUGCCAGCUGCCCGACGAGCCCGACUACACCACCGCAUUCAAGUGCCUCGCAGAAAAGAGCGGCAACGCGGCGGACGCGAUGGACGCGUACUACGGCUGCCUGUGGGACGGCACGCUGCUGGAGGUGGCGGUGGCGCUGCACGCGCGGCGCGGGGAGGGCGGCAGACGCGCGCGCGCGGUGAAGGCGGCCGGCGCGCUCGAGCUCAACGCCAACAACAGCGAGGACAUCCAGCGCGAGGCGGCCGCCGUCAGGCGCGCGCGUCUGCUCAGAGCCCUCACCAAUCAAUACGUCGCCUAA
Molecule: messenger RNA, 3219 nt
Organism: Papilio machaon (common yellow swallowtail)
Lineage: Eukaryota; Metazoa; Arthropoda; Insecta; Lepidoptera; Papilionidae
Gene: IntS8
Product: integrator complex subunit 8
Exons: 9
Coding region: 73-3219 (1048 amino acids)
Biological process (GO): snRNA 3'-end processing
Cellular component (GO): integrator complex
Source: RefSeq, a predicted model, not a curated record